GAGCCAUGGUGCAAUUGGAGGCAAAGUGAAGGUAAGAAGAGAAUUAGGAAUGUAGAGGGUUGAUAUAUUGGUGAUCGCGGUUGGAGGCGGCAGGCUUUAUGUGCCCGCAGCAGGGAAUGUAAUUAUGACGGUGAUAAGUAAGCUGGUUAGUCACUUGCACACCAUCACCCUACAUGGCCUGACUGAUAUUGGAAUUUGCAUGUCGGAAUUGGAACCAGAACACCGCGGCCGACACAGACGCGGGCACGUUGCACGUUGCAAGCGUUUGCAGCCGAAUCCAGGGCCAGCCGGGCCGUGGAAGUGUUGGGCCACGGUCGAAUGAGAGCAUGACCGACUUAUGGGGCACAGGAUGAGGCACAGAUGGAAACGGCAUGCAAGAUAAAUUAGGGAAUGACUCAGGACAAUUGAACAAUAGACGACGUGGAAAGAAAAAGGUUGGUUUCGACAAGCGAAUGCGCGGAGGUACCUGCGUCAUCAACGGCUUCCUUUGGCGCCAGAAGGGAAUGUUUGAGGCGGUGAUAGAUACCGCCAUUGCAUAUCUUAUCUAAUCGAUCGAUCGAACGAUGGCGAGGUCGGGACGCUGGGCCUUUAGAAGUGA
This is a messenger RNA of Lindgomyces ingoldianus, 598 nucleotides long. RefSeq lists its product as uncharacterized. The transcript has a single exon. Bases 372 to 548 code for a protein of 58 amino acids. The record is from RefSeq and is a predicted model, not a curated record. Lineage: Eukaryota; Fungi; Ascomycota; Dothideomycetes; Pleosporales; Lindgomycetaceae.